AUGGCUCGUCACGCGGAACCAAUCACAGCACGGCAGCACAUCGCUUCCUUCCUCGUCGCAUCGCUAGUUAUUUCUAUAAUCUGCGGUCCCGCGAUGAUCGCGGCGUCUGAACUGGAAGAUGCUAUAAAAACGGCGAACCAGGGAGGAGGUACCACGGAGCUCGUUCUCAAAUCCAACGUGCAACUCACAGCCCCCCUCCCCGCACUUGAAGGAGCGGCCGUUCUGACCAUCACGGGCGCAUGUGCCGUCAACAGGUGUGUCAUCAGCGGAAAUAACGCCUUCCCCAUAUUCACCUCCCCGUCGUCCGGUCCCACUGGGGGAAUACUGAACCUGCGCAACCUCACCUUUCAGGAUGCGGCAGGAGGCGUCUUUGUGAACGUGCGGACGAGGAUCAACGCGACUCAAUGCGGAUUCGUCAACAACAAGGGUCCUAGCAAUGGCGGAGGGGUGCUCAGUGAGUCUUACUCGGUGACAAAAAGUGUUUCCCUGCGCUACUUCUCCCUCUGCAUCUUCUACAACAACACGACGCCCACUGGGGGGGGUGGCGCCUUGAGCAUCAACUCGGGGUACCCCCAAGGCCAGGGGCCCGCGCUGACAAUUACGGGCAGCUACUUCAGGAACAACAGCGCGCCCAAGGGGCAAGGAGGGGUGAUUAGGGUGGAGGGGACUGGCAAAGUUGUGUUCAAGUCAUGCUUGUUUGAUGGGAACAGCGCUGCAUACACAUGUCUUGCUGCUUUUGUUUCCCUCUCUCUCUUCCUUUCUGGGCCUUGCACCCUCACACCCUCUUUUCCUCGUGGGCCCUUUCGUCCUACCAUUCAACCAUCGGCCUCGUUCCAUCCCGCCCUCUCCACCCUCUCCACCCUCUCCACCCUCCCCUCCAUGCAUCCAGGUGGGGCUGGGGGAGCCAUCUACUCCAACGGCACCUCCCUCACUUUCAACAAGGCCAUCUUCAGGGACAACAAGGCUAUCGGCGUUCCCAGUAUCAGCACCUGCGGCUUUGGCGGCGCCGUGUUCGCAAACCUCGGACGAUACAGCGAGACGUCUGUCCGCUUCUGCGCGUCGUCCUUCACGGGCAACACGGGCUGCCAAGGCACCUAUGACACUGUGUUCCUGCAGAUGGUUCCAGGCCCAACCUCCCCAGACUUUCCGUCGACAGUGAUGUACUGUAAUGGGACCGCCAAGCCGGCUGGGUUGCUCGCGCCCGCGAGCGGGUGGCAGGAGUUAAGCAGUUGCACAUCCAGCACCUGUGAUUGA
Messenger RNA from Closterium sp. Yama58-4, 1254 nucleotides. The record is from the annotation of a GenBank genome assembly. NCBI's taxonomy places the organism in Eukaryota, Viridiplantae, Streptophyta, Zygnematophyceae, Desmidiales, Closteriaceae.